Molecule: messenger RNA, 1203 nt
Organism: Spirometra erinaceieuropaei
Lineage: Eukaryota; Metazoa; Platyhelminthes; Cestoda; Diphyllobothriidea; Diphyllobothriidae
Source: the annotation of a GenBank genome assembly
AUGGUCUCCUUCGAUGUGACGUCGCUGUUCACAUCUAUCCCACCAAACGUGGCCCGCGAAGUCUUGCGCAAGAGACUUGAAGAGGCGUACGAUGAGACUCAGAAUGCCCUCAAAAUUGAACACCUCAUGAGGCUGUUUGAAUUCUGCCAACAAACUUUCUUCACUUUUGCGGGAGAGACCUAUGAACAAAUCAAGGGAACCCCUAUGGGCUCACCGGUCUCCGGUUUGGUGGCAGAACUGGUCCUACAGGAGUUGGAAAAGAUUGCCUUCCUCCAACAUGAACCGGUGUUUUGGCGACGUUACGUUGACGACACGUUCGUCAUCGUAAAGAAGGACAUGCUGCAACAUUUUCACAGCCUGCUCAACGCAGUCUUCCCGGAUAUAAAAUUCACGAGAGAAGAAGAACAGGAGCAGCAGUUGCCCUUCCUGGAUGUGCUCGUCAGACGAAACCUUAACGGUGAACUUGAAACGACGGUCUAUAGGAAGGCAACGAACACCACACAGCUUCUCAGUUUUCACAGCAACCAUCCAAGGGCUCACAAACGAAGCUGUGUGAAGACGCUCUUCAAACGGAUCCAAACUCAUUGCAGCAAACUGGAAGACAGAGCGCGUGAGGCCCGUUAUCUCCGCGACCAGUUUGUGCAAAAUGGCUAUCCGAGGGCAUUCAUAAGUCGCUGCCUACGCGGUCGCCACCAGAGAACUCAAACAUCAACGCCACCGACGAUAUGGCAUGCUCUGCCAUACAUCAAGGGUGUUUCAGAAGCGACCGAGCGCAUUGCUGCGGAGCUAGGGGUUGGAAUCGCACACCGCCCCAAAGCCACCAUGCGCAACAGGGUCAUGAAGAUCAAAGACCGGUUAAAACCUGAAGAGCAAUCUGGAGUAGUGUAUCGCAUUCCGUGUCAAAGUUGUCCUUGUAAUUACACAGGACAGACCGGACGCAUGCUCGGAUCGCGCAUACAUGAACAUAAGCUGGCUGUGCGGCGAGGCGACGCAUUGUCACAAGUGGCUGCCCACACCUACGAAAUGGGUCACGAGUUUGACUUCGCAGCCACCAAAAUAGUCGCCCACGCCGGAAACAAAACAGGCCGAGAAUUGAUUGAAGCCUGGGCCUCGGAUGAGAACUCGGUCAAUCGAUUUAUCGAUCUGGCGCCGGCGUACAGAGCCCUUCGUAGUCACCUCCGGUCGUGCGACGUCGGUCGAUGA